UGCCCGAGCAUCAGCAGACUGUCAGAACCGCUGAAAGCAAGUUAAUCAAGAACUUCGCCAUUUAUUUGUGCCGUUAUAGUCUAUUUUUAAGCGAUUAGUCACCAACAUGUCUGCUCCUAAGAAGGGAGACUUGUCUUCAAGUGAAAAGGAAUUGUUUGAGGUUAUUACGGCAGGAAAUGUUCAAGAGGCUUCGAGGCUGCUGGGCUGUAAAGAUGUUCGAGUCAACUGUUUGGAUGAGUAUGGGAUGACCCCCCUCAUGCACGCUGCUUACAAAGGAAAAGCAGACAUGUGCAGGUUGCUGCUGCAACACGGAGCAGAUGUGAACUGCAAUGAGCACGAGCAUGGAUACACAGCGCUGAUGUUCGCUGGCCUGUCAGGUAAGACUGACAUCACGUGGAUGAUGUUGGAUGCGGGGGCGGAAACAGACGUGGUCAACUCUGUCGGAAGGACUGCCGCACAGAUGGCCGCCUUUGUUGGGCAACACGACUGUGUCACCGUGAUCAAUAACUUCUUCUCCCGUGCCAGACUGGAUUACUACACCAGGACCCAGGGUUUGGAGAAAGAACCCAAGCUGCCGCCCAAACUGGCAGGACCCCUUCACAAGGUCAUCAUGAGCACCAACCUGAACCCUGUCAAGAUGGUGAUGCUGGUGAAGGAGAACCCCCUGCUGGCGGAGGGGGAGGCUCUGGAUAAAUGUCGCCGGGUGAUGGAGCUCAUCUGCGAGAAGUGCAUCAAGCAGCAGGACAUGAACGAGGUGCUGGCCAUGAAGAUGCACUACAUCAGCUGCGUGCUGGGAAAGUGUGCCUCCUUCCUCAAGGACCGCGAGGACAAGCUGGACGGCCUCAUCAAGAGUUUGCUGAAGGGUCGGGACAGCGAUGGCUUCCCCGUGUACCAAGAGAAGUUCAUCAGGGAGUGCAUCCGCAAGUUUCCUUACUGUGACGCCACUCUGCUGCAGCAGCUGGUGCGGAGCAUCGCUCCUGUGGAGAUUGGGAACGACCCCACAGCUCUGUCCGUGCUGACUCAGGCCAUCACAGGUCAGGUCGGCUUCAUGGACGCAGAGUUUUGUACCUCCUGUGGAGAGAAGGGCGCCGAGAAGAGGUGCUCCGUCUGCAAAAUGGUGAUCUACUGUGGCCAAGCCUGCCAAAAGUUGCACUGGUUCACCCACAAGAAGGUUUGCAAGAUUCUCCAAGAGCAGAGAGAGAAGCAGGAGGCAGAAUCAGCCAAACUGAGGAUGCAGCAGAGCAAAGAGGAGAGUAAAGCAGUGCAGGAGGCCACAGACUCCGUGCAGCAGCUCUCAGUGGAGACCGACAGUGAGGCGGCCCCCUCAGACUCUGCCGCGGAAACCUCGAACCCCACUCCCACCCCAGCUGCUGACAACUGAGAGACGUCCAACAGUCAGCGCCCACCGACUCCAGAAUACAUCCACACACCACAGACAGAGAGCAGACUGGCAGUGAGGCUGAAGCCAGACAAGGACUGGUCCAGCCAGAGAUAAGAAUCCAUAUUUAUUAUCGACGUGAGACUGUCGCAAAGGCACGGAGACACUAAAGCAUAUGAGGAAGGCUUGUGCCACAGCCGACAUCUUUAUGUCGUUUUUCUAUGUUAAUUUUUCAGUUCAUAUUGUCAUAUGUGAAUGUGAAUAUUGCUGAUGUGUUUGUGGGUAAUAUAUGAAGAGCUAAUGGUUUGCAUCAAUAAUGGAACGUAAUUCUGCCUUAAGAAACUGUAGCAACCUGUGCAGGAAAGGAGUGACUGUGUAGCCAAUCAGAGCUGUUAUUUGUGUGUGUCACAUGCUUGGUUUGUUAUUGGGGCGUUUGUUUUGUACUGAUAUUCUCAUGGCAGAUGGUGAGUGGGAAGCACGGCUGCACAAUAUUGACCAAAAAUGUAUAUUUUUAAAUACAAACAACAUAAACGUGAGUUUAUUUUUAGUGUGUCGUGAAAGAUCAUGUUAACGCUCAGGAUUUUCAAAGCUGAAACAAGAUGAAAGGAUCUUUUGUUGUACACAGCACAAGAACACCAGGACAAGAAGAACAAAAAUGGAAGUAGUUUGGUUUUUAUUCUUUCAUUUAUUGUGCAGAGACGUCAAGUCAAGCAGGUCCGGCCAGCCUUUGUUUGUCCUGAACACCUGAUGUCCUGAUCAUUUCCAACAUGUCAGAUAACUUGAGCGUGAACAAGUUAAAUAAAGACCAACUUCAUCAAAGUGCCCAUUCAUA
This is a messenger RNA of Chelmon rostratus (copperband butterflyfish), 2210 nucleotides long. It is a transcript of the gene ankmy2a, whose product is annotated as ankyrin repeat and MYND domain containing 2a. The coding region runs from base 107 to 1381 and encodes 424 amino acids. Gene Ontology annotation, molecular function: protein binding. Lineage: Eukaryota; Metazoa; Chordata; Actinopteri; Chaetodontiformes; Chaetodontidae. The transcript is spliced from 10 exons. The record is from RefSeq and is a predicted model, not a curated record.